AUGGGCCAGUCCGGCUGCCCGCUGCGGGGCCUCCUGCUUCUGGCUCUGAUCGGUCGCCCAGGCUGCCUGGCCGUGGUGCAGAUCUCAGUGCCAGCGCAGGUCGAGGUGCUGCUGGGAUCCCCGGUCACCAUCCCCUGCACGCACAGUAUCACCGGGUCGCCUGAUGCCCGCCUGGUGGAAUGGUUCAUCACGGACCGGGACGGGGAGCGGCGGCGUGUGGCUUACAGUGAGGGGGGCCGCGGGGGGGUGGACCAGGGCACCGAGUACUCAGACCGUGUCAACAUGGAGUCCGAUCUCAGCCUGGUCCUGCUGAAGGCCGACGUGAGCGACGAGCGGGCCUUCUCCUGCCAGGUGACAGCGGGGGCCGCAGGCAGCGCCGAGGGGGUGGCCCAGCUCCGGGUGUACGAACCCCCCGAGCCCCCGGAGCUCACAGCUAACCCCGGGAUCCUGUCCGUGAUGGAGCGGUCGGCGUCAGAGAUCGCCACCUGCAGCAGCCGGAACGCCAACCCCGCCCCCACCAUCAGCUGGUUCAAGGAUGGGGCCCACCUGGAAGCCCCCAUUGAACGCAAUGACGACAUGUACGUGGUGUCUCGCUCCGUGAAGGAGGCCUCAGGGCUGCAGUCUGUGUCCAGCACCCUCUAUCUGCGCCCCAGCAAGGCCGACAAGGAUGCCCAGUUCCAGUGCCUGGUCCAGUACCCGCUGCCCCAGGGGCAGGUGGGCAACACCACCUCAGAGCGCUUCCGCCUCGUGCUGCACUAUUUCACGGAGAACGUGGAGUUCCUGCUGGAGUCUCCCCUGGUGAUCAAGGAGGGGGACGACGUGCGGCUGCGGUGCCGGGGGGAUGGGCAGCCCGAGCCGGAGUACAUCUUCUACCGGGUGCAGGCCUCCGAGGCCAUGGAACUGGCCACCAAGCAGGACGGGGUCCUGACCCUGCCCAGCGUUUCCAGGGCCAACAGCGGGACCUACCGGUGCCAGGUGCUGGACUUUGACAGCCCCCCCGAGGUGCAGCUGGAGAAGGAGGUGAUCAUCCACGUCAACUACCUGGACCCCCUGACCCUGCACCCAGGCAGACGAGUGACAGUGCCCCUGGGUGGAGACGUCACACUCACCUGCUCCGGACAGGGCUCCCAGCCCCCCAAACUGGCGUGGAGGAAGGGCAAGGAGCGAGUGGCUCACGGUGGCACCCACACCCUGCACUCGGUCUCGUACCACAUGGCCGGCACUUACACCUGCGAGGCCUCCGUGCCCAGCGUGCCGGGGCUGCAGCGGGACCAGACCGUCCAGGUUACCGUGGAAGGGAAGCCGGAGAUGGAGGAGCGCCUGACCCAGCACCAGCUCCCGGCCGAGGGGCAGCGCAUCCACCUGACCUGCUCCGCUGUGGGACACCCCGAGCCGGAGCUCAGCUGGAGCCUGCCGGGGGUGAAGCCGGUGGUGAGUGGCACGGGGAACCGGGUGACGAGCGAGGUGAUGGUGGAGGUGACAGCGGCACUGGCCAAGUCCGGGAUCUGGUGCCAGGCCAGGAACCGGUUUGGGGAGGCCACGCAGAACUUCACCCUGGAGAUCGAACCCCCAGCAGCUACCCCCUCCUCUUCCCCCCCGGCAGUGGGGGGCUCUGAGCCCCAGGGUGGCAGUGGUGCUGCGGUUGUGGCUGUCGUGGUCUGUGUCCUGCUGCUCCUGCUCAUCGUCGGCUUCUUUUACUGCAUGCAGCGCCGGGGACACCUGCACUGUGGGGCGGGGGAGAAGAGAUCACUGACACCCAAGGAAGGCGGCGCGGAGGACCCGGCUGUGGAGAUGAAGACGGACAAACGGAAUGAGCAGACGGGGCUGCUGAGCCCGAGCGGGGGCGGUGGGGGGGGCGAUGGGGGCCACGAGGUGAGCCGGGGGGCACUGCUGGGGGCAGCAUGA
Messenger RNA from Emys orbicularis (European pond turtle), 1905 nucleotides. It is a transcript of the gene BCAM, whose product is annotated as basal cell adhesion molecule (Lutheran blood group). Gene Ontology annotation, molecular function: laminin receptor activity. Bases 1 to 1905 code for a protein of 634 amino acids. The transcript has 15 exons. Gene Ontology annotation, cellular component: plasma membrane. The record is from RefSeq and is a predicted model, not a curated record. Lineage: Eukaryota; Metazoa; Chordata; Testudines; Emydidae.